CUUUUCAGCUGGUCAGGUUUUUUUUUUUUCUUUCUAGGCCUUUGUUCAUGCUGUUGCUCUGUCAGGAGUGCCUUCCUCUCCUCCAAUCCCUAAACUUUGACUCUGUUGUGGAUUCUUGUUGAUCCUGCAAAACCCGCUUGCAAUAUUUUCCUCCUUCAGGAAGUACUCCCAGCUUGUUUUCCUUCUUCCCUCCCCAAAGCCUAGUUCUCAAUUAUCCCCACAUUUGAGUUUCCCCAAAUCUUUGCCCCACCUUCUGCUCUUUUCCCCUCCUUCUCUUUGCAUGGGUGAUGAGUCCCAGCUUUCCUGACAGACUGGGAGUCCUUGGAGACCUUAGCAUUGCCUACCACAAAGGGCUGAGGCACUAUGGGUUUGUUGAUUGAAUGGUUGGUUGGAUUAACACUUCCUCUUCUUGCCCACUCCAGGAACACGAAUAAAAAAUAUAACAUAAUGGCAUUUAAUGCUGCUGAUAAAGUCAACUUUGCUACUUGGAAUCAGGCUCGACUGGAACGAGACUUGAGCAACAAGAAAAUUUACCAAGAGGAAGAGAUGCCCGAGUCAGGUGCGGGCAGUGAGUUCAACCGCAAGCUUCGAGAGGAGGCCCGGAGGAAGAAGUAUGGUGUUGUCCUCAAAGAGUUCCGGGCCGAGGACCAGCCCUGGCUGCUCCGUGUCAAUGGCAAAUCAGGCAGGAAGUUCAAAGGCAUAAAGAAGGGAGGCGUGACAGAGAACACAUCCUACUACAUCUUCACCCAGUGCCCUGAUGGGGCUUUUGAGGCCUUCCCUGUGCACAACUGGUACAACUUCACACCCCUGGCCCGGCACCGCACACUCACUGCUGAGGAGGCUGAGGAAGAAUGGGAGAGGAGGAACAAGGUGCUGAACCACUUCAGCAUCAUGCAGCAACGGCGGCUGAAGGACCAAGACCAGGAUGAGGACGAGGAAGACAAGGAGAAGCGUGGCCGCAAGAAGGCCAGUGAGCUGCGCAUCCAUGACCUGGAGGAUGACCUGGAGAUGUCAUCUGAUGACAGUGAGGCCAGCGGCGAGGGAGGCAGCAGAGCCCCCAAGGCAAAGAAGGUGCUACCCACCAAGGCAGGCAGGAAGAGGAAGAAGAAAAAGGGCUCAGAUGAUGAGGCCUUCGAGGACAGUGAUGAUGGGGACUUCGAAGGCCAGGAGGUAGACUACAUGUCUGAUGGCUCCAGCAGCUCCCAGGAUGAGCCAGAGGGCAAGCCCAAAGUGCUGCAGCAGGAGGAGGGGCCCAAGGGUGUUGAUGAGCAAAGCGAAAGCAGUGAAGAGAGCGAGGAGGAGAAGCCGCCUGAGGAGGACAAGGAGGAAGAGGAAGAGAAGAAGGCACCCACUCCGCAGGAGAAGAAGCGCCGGAAAGAUAGCAGUGAAGAGUCCGACAGCUCGGAGGAGAGUGACAUUGACAGUGAGGCAUCCUCAGCCCUCUUCAUGGCAAAGAAGAAGACGCCCCCCAAGAGGGAGCGGAAGCCCUCAGGAGGCAGCUCAAGGGGCAACAGCCGCCCAAGCACCCCCAGUGCUGAGGGCAGCAGCACCUCCUCUACCCUGUGGGCCGCCGCCAACAGACUGGAGCAAGCCCAGGGUCCUGCCCCACCAUCCAGCUCCCCAUCCCUAAGACUCAGCCCUGACUCUGCUCCAAAAGGGAAGCGGGCAGGUGAGACACCAGCAGCCAAGCGGCUGCGACUGGAUGCUGGGCCCCAGAGCCUGUCUGGAAAGUCAACCCCACAGCCACCAUCGGGCAAGUCAACACCUAGCAGCAGUGAUGUGCAAGUGACUGAGGAUGCUGUGCGCCGCUACCUCACCCGGAAACCCAUGACCACAAAGGACUUGCUGAAGAAGUUCCAGACCAAAAAGACGGGCCUGAGCAGCGAGCAGACAGUGAAUGUGCUGGCCCAGAUCCUCAAGCGGCUCAACCCUGAGCGCAAGAUGAUCAAUGACAAGAUGCACUUCUCCCUCAAGGAAUGAGGCUCUGCUCAAUAAAUAGGCUCUGUUCUCCAGGACUUCUCAGCUUGUGAAGUCUGUGCUCGCUGCCACGUGU
Messenger RNA from Otolemur garnettii (small-eared galago), 2053 nucleotides. RefSeq names its product general transcription factor IIF subunit 1 (gene GTF2F1). The coding region runs from base 364 to 1980 and encodes 538 amino acids. Gene Ontology annotation, molecular function: RNA polymerase II general transcription initiation factor activity; DNA binding; TFIIF-class transcription factor complex binding. NCBI's taxonomy places the organism in Eukaryota, Metazoa, Chordata, Mammalia, Primates, Galagidae. The record is from RefSeq and is a predicted model, not a curated record. Gene Ontology annotation, cellular component: nucleus; transcription factor TFIIF complex. Gene Ontology annotation, biological process: positive regulation of transcription elongation by RNA polymerase II; transcription initiation at RNA polymerase II promoter. The transcript has 11 exons.